This is a messenger RNA of Pyrus x bretschneideri (Chinese white pear), 1074 nucleotides long. RefSeq names its product UPF0481 protein At3g47200-like. NCBI's taxonomy places the organism in Eukaryota, Viridiplantae, Streptophyta, Magnoliopsida, Rosales, Rosaceae. The record is from RefSeq and is a predicted model, not a curated record. The coding region runs from base 1 to 1074 and encodes 357 amino acids. The transcript has a single exon.
AUGGAAGAAAUUAAACUAUGGUAUCUAUAUUGCCUCCUUGAUCGAAAACCAACUUCAGAGACCAGAUUGGAGUACCUUGUGGAACUAAUUAGAAGUAUAGAACAACAUUGUCGUGAUUGCUAUGGUGAAAAAAUUGAUAUGAGUAGUGAAAAGUUUGUAGAAAUGAUGGUGGUUGAUGGUUGCUUUAUUAUAGAACUCUUUCGCAAGUAUGCGAGAGUGGUGCCUAGUAACAAAGAUGAUCCUGUGUUCUAUACGUUAUGGAUGCACUCGGCACUUAUAAAUGACUUGUUUCUACUCGAAAACCAGCUUCCUUGGAAGGUUCUUGACUGUUUAUUCCACCACACGAGGGAAAAUAAUGACAAACCACCGGCCUAUUCUCUGUCUCAUCUUGCUCUCAACUUCUUUAGGAAUUCCACAUUCUUACAGUCUACACAGCUUUACGGAAAAUCAGGAAGUAAACAUUUACUUCACAUCAUACGACACUCUUUACUUGGCUCAUAUACGCAAUUACAAUUAACGUUUAAAAGUUAUUGGGAACCAAUUCCUUCUGUAACAGAACUUCUACAAGCUGGAGUCCAAUUCAAAAUCAGAAACACCGGUGACAACAUGCUUGAUAUAACCUUCGAGAAUGGAGUGUUGGAAAUUCCACCAGUAAACAUCCAAGAGAAUGGAGAGUCUCUCUUCAGAAACCUCAUAGCUUACGAGCAGUGUAAUCCAAGCAUCUCGAUUUCUAACAUUACCUCUUACGCUGUGGUGUUGGAUAACCUUAUCAAUUCUAGCAAAGAUGUAGACUUUCUCAUUCAGAAAGGAAUUAUAACUACAGUACUGAGCAAGGAGGACAUAGCCUGUUUCUUCACUAGGCUUUACAAUGACACUAUUCCUGGCUAUUUCUCUUACGCAGAACUCACCAAGAAUGUGAAUGCAUUCUAUCAGGACCGGUGGAACAGAUGGCAAACAAUUCUCAGGCGUGAUUAUUUUAACAAUCCGUGGUCAAUCUUGUCGUUUGCUGCUGCUCUCAUGAUCCUAGGCAUGACCUUCAUUCAAACCAUAUAUACUGUUCUGGCUUACUACUAG